CCCGAGUGUUUUCGAUCCAGUGUUUUAGUAACGUGUGCAAAAUUUAGGGGAGGAAGGAUAAUCGAUCAAUAAUAAUUCCUUUUUCUGACAAUAUUUGUGCUAAAAUGUUGCAGCUUUUAUUUUAACUAUUAAACAAACAGUGAAAGGACAAUAUUUUAAACAAUCAAAGGGAGUGAAAGCCUCACAUCUACGUUUACUGACACUGUGUCGACUUUUAUUUGAAAUAAUUUGUUGUUGAUUGCUUAGUUUUGUCAAUACAACCGCCAUAUUUGAAAAUUACAGAAAAUACAGAACUUUCCGAAUAAAUCCAGUAUGGAGGACUUGAAUCAUAUAAAAGAAGAGGAGAGACGAGACUUCGACAUGAACACCGAAGCAAAUCGGACUUUGACUUUUUUAGAUUGGCCAUUUGAUGGAGAAGACGCACAGUGCACAUCAGACAAGAUGGCCAAGAGUGGUUUCUAUUGUAUCGGCAAUGAGAAUGAGCCUGAUUUAGUGAGGUGUUUUGUCUGUUAUAAGGAGCUGGAUGGCUGGGAACCUGAUGAUGAUCCCAUGCAAGAACACAAGUCUCAUUCACCAAACUGUGCAUUCCUAUCCGCCAAACCCGAAGCUGAGCAGACAGUGGAGGAUUUCCUCAAACUAGAGGCUGCGAGGCAGAACAAUAAAUUUAUGAAAUUAUCAGAACAACAUGUGAAAGAAUUUGAACGACAAGCUGCAGAGACUCGGGAACAACUUGAGAUCAUAUAAGAUACAAAUCGUAUGCACAAGACUAGCCCCAUAUGCCGGCAAUUCGAAAGG
Molecule: messenger RNA, 795 nt
Organism: Owenia fusiformis
Lineage: Eukaryota; Metazoa; Annelida; Polychaeta; Sabellida; Oweniidae
Source: the annotation of a GenBank genome assembly